UUGACUCUGGAGGAAGAAGGUGUCCAUGAUGACAACUUUGAAAUACCAACAGUAGCCAGGGGGGUUGUAAUUACCUGCGUGCGUUAGCGAACAUGUUUAUCGCCGGUCGUCGCGUCGAGUGUCGUCUCCGUUUGGAUCUAGCUUAGCCGGACUGGGGCUAGCUAACCAGCUAGCAUGAACUCGGGCCGUCGCUGCUUUUGUUUACAUCCAGUUCUGAUGAUGAUGAUGGGCCCGGAGAGGUGUGUUAGCUAACCCUGUUACCAGAGCUGUUUCAGGGGGAAAGUGACAUCCUAAAGCCCGGGGGUCGACCAUCCAGCAGCUGCCACCUAAGGGGUAAACUCACCAGCAGGUUUAACUUUUAAAUACACUUACUUGAUGGAGGUGUCCUCACAGGAUCCAUCCCUCAUGGCUAUGGACCUGUCAAAGAGCUACAAUCCCCUGACCCGCAGCCACACCGAAGCCAUGGACCUGGCAAAGAAGCCGGAGUGGUACCACCGACGCCCGCCGAGCUGCAGCACAGACAUCGCCUCCUCGUACAGAUCCAGAGCCUCGUCAUCCUACAACUCUCUCUCCACGCAGCCAGGAGCACUUGUCCACUGCAGAGACAUGGAGCAGGGCCCUGAGACUUUAGGUAACUACAUGAAUUCAACACUAGCUCCGGGGCUGGAUCUGUACCACGACGGAGUUCACAGCAACCUGUGGCAUCCGGGUUUCUACGGGCCCGACCAAAGUGGCGGGCCGGUUCCUGAAAGCAGCGGCGGAGAGGAGAGCGACAGCGGUUCUGAUGUUAUUUUCCUUGUUUCCUCAGCGAAGGAACCGCUCAUAUGCAGUUCUUUCAUCCAAGACAGCGUGAGGCACAUCGUGGAGCCUCUGUCCCCGGCUGUGUCCUCGCUGGAUGAGGGGAGAAGUUGCUAUCACCUACCUCAGCCGCUGAGCUCGCCCAGCCCUGACAGCUCGUACUCAGACGACUCCUCAGACAGCUCAGUGGACAUUCCCGUUCAUCACACCAGGCCUGUAGUCCUCCUGUCAGACCUCAGUGCUGUUUACGGCAACCCGGCUGAAUCUCCCGUCGACAUUUCCAGCGAUGACAGCGACGUUAUCGAAGUUUCAGUCACUAAUGAAAAGAAGAAAAGCCACACCUGUCCUUACAAGAAGAAUGUUCCUUGUAAGAAGAGUCUGUUGAGAGAAACUCCCCCUCAGAGUGAGGCGGAAAAGGAUCCACCUAAAGAAGUGCGACGUAGUCCCAGAAUCAGAAAACCUGUCUCUGAAAUGCCUCAGUUUACCUGCAGUGUGUCUCGCCACAGUUUGAGGAGACAGGUCAAAAAUGAUGCGGUGGGUAUCUAUAAUGAAAGUUGUGAUUCUGAUGACAUGAUGGAGUACGCGGUGAGGUUGUCCAGCCCAGAGGCAGACGAGCCGGUCUCACAGCCGAAUGUGUCCGAGAGAGUGAGCAGUAUUUCGGAGGAGUCUGAUGUGGACGAUCGGACAGAGAAGAAAUCAGUGCAGAGUGAGCAGCAGCCUCAUAACAGAGCUUCUUACGCAAAGAACAUCAAACGAAAGAAGCCCCUCACCAUUCAAAAAACGAAAAAGUUAAGACGAACCAAACAAAAACAAACACACAGAAUCCCCCCACAGCAGCACCAAAAGGCCUCAUCGUGCAGGAGUGUAUCAGUAAACAAAAAAACGGUCACCAGAAGGAAGAGUAAAAAGCGAACUCAGACGGGACCUUCUGCUCUGUUUUCUCCCAGAGAGCCAGAAAUCAAGCUUAAAUAUGCAAAGAUCAAAGGGGAUAAAAAAGACAAGAAGUCUGACAGUUUUUGUCCCUUUGUUCACGUGGAGCAGAGGAUUUGCACCGUUGUCAAUUAUAAAGAAGAGGAGGUGACAGUGCGGAGCAGCAGAGGAGGACAGCAGCAACCAGCUGCCAGGUCUCUGUCUGGAUUUGUUCCCAGUACGUCCUGUUUCCAGCUGGGUCGGCUCAGCUCGGAGAGCAGGUGUCAGGCUAUGCUGCUGUGCUGCCUGUGCGGUCAGACGGCCAACAUCACAGGCCUCGGGGACCUUCAUGGCCCUUACUACCCUGGCAGCCCGUCUGUGGACUGCCAGAGCUGCAAGACUGAGCAGAAAGAGGAAGAGAACUUACACGGACUCGCUAAUAGCCAUUCCGUGAAUUCCUCAGAUGGUGGUUGUGAUGGUCGUGACUGCUUCGCUGUCAAAAGUUUGCAAGACGGAGACAGCAACUCUCUCCCAAAGGUGCCUCUUCAUCUGGAUGAGUGCUGGAUCCACGAGGACUGCGGCAUCUGGUCCACCGGUGUCUUCCUAGUCAGAGGGAAGCUGUACGGGUUGGAGGAGGCGGCUCGGCUCGCACAGGAAACAGCGUGUUCAGCAUGCCAACAAACAGGUGCAAUAAUGGGCUGUUUCCAGAAGGGCUGUCCCAGAAACUACCACUACAGAUGUGCCAUCCAGUCAGGCUGCGUCCUCAAUGAAGAGAACUUCUCAAUGAGAUGUACAGAGCACAAGAACAAACCAUUCACAAGUGUAACCAGACAACACAAGAGAUGAUGCAGAGGACGUGGGGGCACUGGAGAACGAUCCACAGAUCUCCUCAGGGUGCGACGUGAGCUGCCUGACUUCACCUCUGCUGUUUUAUAACACUAAUUAAUGUGUGUGCUCGAGCAGAAGGACAAACCUUCUGGUAAGAUUUCACUCGUCAUGACAGACAGUUAAACCAGGGGCCACUGUAGGACUUUUAUAAGACGUGUCUUUGUUUUGUUCUAUUUCUGUUCUUUUGUAGGGUUGCCUUUAACACAGGCAGUUACACCAAUUGGACUGAGCCAAGAUGGGGUGUGUGUGUGUGUGUGUGUGUGUGUGUGUGUGUGUGUGUGUGUGUGGUGUGUGUGUGUGUGUGUGUGCGUGUGUGCGUGUGCGUGUGCGUGUGUGUGUGGAACUUUGUAUUUAUUCCUCCUCUUGAAGAUCCACACUUGGACUAGCCGCGUCACAAAUACAGUUCAUUAUUUGAACAUAAAUAAAUAUAUUAGAGUUUAAAUUAGCUUUAUUAAUAUGUUGUAUAGAGUAAAAUAUCUUUAUAUAAGGCCACUUUUCUUUCUACUGUUUUUCUACUACUUUUCUAUUACUGUUUCUGUUGUGCUUCAGUCAUAACAUAAUUUAUUUUCAUCAAGAUGCAUGCACAGUUGAUGUUUGCUAUGAUGCACUUUAUCCUAUAAUUUUCAGCCGUUUAUGUCUGUUUGUAGACUUUGUCCUUCCUUUUCUAAUACAAUUAUUUAAAUUUAAUAUAAAGCUGCACUAAGCAAGAUUUAUAUAUAAAAAAUAUUGAAUUUCUGUCUAAAUCACAAAGUAGGGCCCGCAGAAGAAGAUUUCCCAUCCACACUAAGUGAGACCACAAACUGUACAUUCACCAUAUUCCAGUGAAAUUGUUUCUGGUGUCAGGUUUAGAUGCUUCUCUGCUAACAGGAUGUGGAAAUUUAAAACUGACAAACAGCAACAACACAGCAAAAGAUGCAAGUAUCAGUGUUCUGUGUUUUGUGGCAGCGCUGGUAUAUUUUUCUCUUAUGUCAUGUUAGAGGGAUUUCAGAAAAUGUUCUGUUAAAAGGUCACUUCAACCAAAUCACAAAAAUCACUCACCCCAAGUCUAAUUCAGAUAGUUUUAGCUUUUAGAGCUGAGGAAAAAAAUGACUUAAAUGAAUAUUUGUUUCAGUAAUUUUUCUAGCAAGAAUGCUCAACAAAAAUACUGAUUCCAGCUUGUCAAAUGUGAGGAUUUGCUUCUUUUCCCUCUUUUUUUUGUUUUGUUCUGUUGGUCGGACAAAACAAACGAGAUGAAUAUGUCGCUUUUGGGCUCUGGAGAAUUUUAAUAGGCUUUUUCGCCAUUUUACAGACAAAACUAAAAAUUGCAGUAAAAAUAAUCCACAUCUUAAUCGAUAAUUGAAACAAUUCUUAGUGUCAGACUUGUUGGUUUUAUUUGCAGAGAUUUUGAGAUCUUCUUCUCCCCUCCAGCCACAAUUUAAAAACUUUUUUCUCAGGUUUCAGUUUUUUUGACAGAUAAACAGAAAGCACAAUGUUGCUAUGGUUUCAGUGACUUAUGCUGCAGGCUACGACUCGAGCCCCAUUGUUUUAGCUUGUAUUUGGUCACAUUUCUUUUAGCAAAUUAGCAUCAUUAAAAAUAUGAUGAAUCAGCUAUUAGCAGUUCCUGUUUGCAAUGUACCCAUUGAUGUGCAGGAAACUGUCACUGAAUUACUUUGAUAACAAAGAAAAUGUAAAAAUGUUCUGAUUCUCAGGCAAGUUCUGCAGUUAUAACGAGUGACUUUUUUCUAAGACGCUCUUUUCACCUUCUAUAUGCAAUUGACUUCGGAGACAAUGAAAUCCUCGGGAAGCAUAAGUCAAGCGGGAUCAAAAAAUAUGUGUAUUAUAUCUAUGUGUUCAGAUUUUACUGGGUUUUACUCCCAGGAAAACUGUUUUAAUUGCCUGAAAAUUCUCAACAAGUCUGUGGGUGAUCCUCAGCAAAUCAAACUAAGAAUAAUUACAUAACUUGAUGAAGUGCAACUGGAGCUGAAGUUGGAAAAUAUGUUUUUGUGAUUUGCAUGAAUUGGCCCUUUUAAUAUAUUUGUUACCUCUCGUUGCCAUGUGGAGCUGAAGUCACCUAGCGUAGCUUUAAUUAUCCAUUUUUGUAUGAUGUCUUGUAUUUCAGUUUUCAUGAAUCAUUACUGGACUGACAUGACAGAUGAGAAACAGGCAUUCAUUGUUUAAAAAGAAAGAUUUUAAGUAAAUUGUCAGAGUUUGGUUUCAUGUCUGCACUUACUAUUAUUUGAGGAAAUAAAAAGAUAAUUGUUAUUUAAUAAAGGUCAAUAAAACUGAACUGUCUUUUCUUGAAAAAGAGAUUUAGAAAUGACAGGAAACAUU
Seriola aureovittata is the source of this 4905-nucleotide messenger RNA. RefSeq names its product transcription factor 20-like. Lineage: Eukaryota; Metazoa; Chordata; Actinopteri; Carangiformes; Carangidae. The transcript is spliced from 6 exons. The record is from RefSeq and is a predicted model, not a curated record. Gene Ontology annotation, cellular component: nucleus. The coding region runs from base 376 to 2553 and encodes 725 amino acids. Gene Ontology annotation, biological process: regulation of transcription by RNA polymerase II.